Aspergillus thermomutatus is the source of this 1851-nucleotide messenger RNA. RefSeq lists its product as uncharacterized. The record is from RefSeq and is a predicted model, not a curated record. Gene Ontology annotation, molecular function: protein binding. The transcript has a single exon. NCBI's taxonomy places the organism in Eukaryota, Fungi, Ascomycota, Eurotiomycetes, Eurotiales, Aspergillaceae. The coding region runs from base 1 to 1851 and encodes 616 amino acids.
AUGAACGCAUUACUCGAUCCCCAGUUUGAAGUGGUCGUUGGAUCGUUACCUGAGAGCACCUUUGUAGAAGUCUUUCGCUUGCUGUCUCCUGCCUACUUUGUUGAUCCGUUCCGAGCAAUUUACCGUUCGUUGCAUCCAUAUGUCGUAGAGGUCAGAGCGUACCGGCCGUUGGAGUCGAUCUUCGAUGAGUUCGCCUGCAAUCUUGCCUCGAUCGUCUCGAUCAGACGGUCGGCGGGUCACACGCUUGGACUGGCAGAGUACACCCAUCUUCUGGACUGUGCGCGGUCAAUCGGAGAUGGGCUGAUGGCGGACCACGUAUGGCAUGCCAUGAAUGAGGACGAUGUUAUCCCCGAUGUGCAUUGCUUCAAUCACUACAUGGAAGCCAAGGUCUGGGAUAGAGCCUACACUGGUCGGCAGAAGUAUCGUCUGCGAAUGACGCCGUUCGCUUAUCGUAAGCGACGCUUCGUCGACCCAGGCCCGGGAUGGGAAGGCUAUGGGACUGCCGGCCGCAGUGUCCGCAAGGAGGUCAUGGAGAUCUUCGGCGCGAUGACAGAAGAAGGGACAUCGGGCGACGAGGCUACUUUCGUGAAUGUGAUUCUGGCGUCUAGCAGAGUGGGAAAGAUGUUCGCAAUGAAGCACGUGUUGAAGACGGUUUGGAGCGUCGACAUCGACGCCCUGGCGGCGCAAGGAGACCCAUCGACUCUACCUCGCCCCAUGGAAUACGAUCGUUCAUCACCUCUGUAUCCGAGUAGUCGCCUCUUGUUCGCCAUCGCACACGCCUUUGGCACUAACAACGACAUUUCCGGAGCCCUGCGGGCAAUCGACUUCAUAUCCAGCUCUUACGACAUUCCGGUCCCAGAAGAGGUCUGGCUAGAGCUGCUCGAGCGGUCGUUCGUUCUCUCUCGCCCCCGUUGGGGUGAGGAUGCCGAGCGCAAUGAAAAGGGGAAAGUUCCAUAUGAGUUCCUGAGCACCAUGGUCGAAACCAUGAUGUCGGAGCCUUUCCGCGUCCAGCCCACGAUGGAGAUGUACCAAAUGCUGGCCAAGACAGCGUGGGACCAGGUCAAGCUACCAGAUUUCAAACAAUACAUGCAGUCAGCAUACGCGAUUCUCGAAGAGACCCGACGCAAACGCCGAACUGCCCGAGCGAUCGUCGAAAACUACCUGGGUCCGCCUCCAUCGAAGGCGACAGCAUCCGAACGCCGCGAGCCGUCGGUCGACCACACACUGCUCCAGUCCCGAGCAUUCACCGAGGCAGUACAUACAUACGACGUGCUGCGCAUGCGCACUGCCCAGCAGACCAUCAUCAUGGAACGCCUCGCGAGAUGGCUCCUCCUCCACCCUCGCUGGGUCGGCCGCGACAACCCUGUCUGGGAGCGUCAUCUUCUUCCCCGCGUGAUCGAAGAGUGGCAGGACUUCCUACCCGACGCGUUAUUCCUCCAUAUUAGAGAGGCGGAAGUCCAAUUCCACGGAGAAACUCACUGGGGUGAGCGCCUCGUGAACACACACAUGAGGGUGCCGGUCCGCCGGCCGACUGUCGAUAACGGCCUGGUCCUCGACGAAGACGCCCGGGAACUCGACGACGACUUCUUCUGGGCGUGCUACCCUGCUGAAUUGCGGGCUAUGGAAAUCCCCGCUCUUCGGCGGUUGUUCUGGGGAGUGGAGGAACGGGUCGUCAACACAGUGAGACGGAGACCUGUCGCAGAAGACGCAGUUGAAGCCGACGCGGUGGACGAACGGUCUGGAGCUUUGCCUCGUGCUGCGGAAGCGGCGCCCUCGCAGAGACCGGUUGGGUGGACAGCGGACGGCGAGGAUGUCUUUGAUCCCACAACUGGUCAUCUCAUUGUUGCUUGA